UUUUGUUACGCGGUUGUGCUAGUAUCGUGGUGGACCAUUGCCGUCCAUCACCAAACGCUGUGCAACCACUCCCUUUGAAUUAAGUGUCACCAGGCUCGCCGCCUAUGUCACCGCUCAGUCCGCCGCCGUCAUGGUUUAACGAUGAGGACCCUCACAGUCCGAUCAUGAAGCAAUCAUCAUCGCUGCUGGCCCCCCUCACCAAUUCACCCCCACGAUCGGAGAGUAACCACUUGGAACGUUUAUCGCCCUCGCCACUGUUAGCAGGACAAACAUUGGCUCCUUCAGCGCUCCUGCUCCCAAAUCUCCCGGCCCCUGCUCUACAGAAGAAUGUCCGGUCACACCUUUGCAAGCGUAGUUCUGAAAAGCUCGAAACAGAGGUCGAGCAUGGUCGGAAAGUUGCUCGCCAUGAAGCCCAGAGCCAUACGUAUCAUUACCCAAGGUAUUCGUCGCAAAAAAAAAAAAAAAUUGAUAAUGGAACAAUGGUCUCGCGGCACCCCAAGGACCCGCGGUGAAGGGAGGGUGAGAAAGGGAAGGGGGCUAUCGACAGCCCGACCGCAGUCGGGCACCCCCUUUCA
This is a messenger RNA of Neurospora tetraspora, 575 nucleotides long. RefSeq lists its product as uncharacterized. The transcript has 2 exons. The record is from RefSeq and is a predicted model, not a curated record. Lineage: Eukaryota; Fungi; Ascomycota; Sordariomycetes; Sordariales; Sordariaceae. Bases 105 to 512 code for a protein of 135 amino acids.